Malassezia pachydermatis is the source of this 1791-nucleotide messenger RNA. RefSeq names its product pin domain-like protein. The transcript is spliced from 4 exons. NCBI's taxonomy places the organism in Eukaryota, Fungi, Basidiomycota, Malasseziomycetes, Malasseziales, Malasseziaceae. Gene Ontology annotation, cellular component: cytoplasm; nucleus. The record is from RefSeq and is a predicted model, not a curated record. Gene Ontology annotation, molecular function: 5'-flap endonuclease activity; 5'-3' exonuclease activity. Bases 1 to 1791 code for a protein of 596 amino acids.
AUGCAGGCGACGCACGUCGUCUAUGGUAUCAAAGGUGUACUACCUUUCCUCCGUCGUACGGCGCCCUCGUGCUUCCAGCCGUUGAGUCUGCCGGACCUGCGGCAUGCACGCAUUGCCAUCGACGCAACACUGUUAACGCAGCGGCUCUUUUAUCGUGAUCAGAACGAUCCAUCACGGCACUUGUCAGGCUUUUUGCAGGUUAUACAUACGUUGCGGCAGCACAAUUGCACGCCGAUCAUGGUAUUUGACCAUGUCGAUGCACGACUCCCUCAAAAGGCGCGCGAGCAUGCGAAGCGGCGCAUAACAAACCAGCGUGCCCAGUUUCGGUACAAAGUCGAGACGGCUCGACAUGCGCGAUUACAGGCAUUGCUCACAUGUGUGGAUGCCUACGACGGCAUGUCCAUGCACGCCAAGCAUGACGUCCGUCACUUGCUCCAGCAGUGGGUCGCUAAGGCUGAGGGCGAGGUGGACCUAUGGUCCACCGUCCCACUAGAUGCUAAGACAUGGGACUAUAUGAGUACGGUACCUCUGCCGACGUUUGACGAAGAAACCACAGUGCCCAUGGUCUGGACGCCAAAUGAUACAAACGACGAUGCCUCGGUGCUCUACGAUGACGCGCACUGUGACGAAAGCACAUGGGCAGACCCGUUGGCCUAUGACUGGGUGGAUGAGCCAUGUAUAUGGAGCAGCGAUGCGUCGACCACGGGCAGCUUCGCCAUCACCCCUGCCUCGUUGGCUCAUGCGAUGUACGCAUUGCAAGCCGAUCAAAAGAUGUACCAAGAUCACGCAGUGUAUACGGAGUCGGCAUCACAGAUACCUUUGACGUAUGCGGAGAAGGACAUGUACCAGACCCUUUGGAAGGGACCAACGGACGCCCAUGGUCAUCACCUGGAUAUGAUUGCAUAUGCUUGUUCACAAAGUGAACGACUUGUGCACAUGUAUCGACGAUCGUCUCGUCUUGCUCCUAAGCAGGCGUACAAGGACUGUAUGGAACUGUGUCACUGGCUGCAAGUGCCGACUUUAGUGACAGGCGACGGGACCUCACAAGGAGGGGCUUUGCAUGAGGCAGAGGCUGUGGCAAGCGCCUUGGUUCAUCAUGGAUUUGCUGAUAUGGUGGCAAGUGAAGAUAGCGAUGUGCUGUUAUACCAGGUGCCUCUUUUACGCGGCCUAUCUAGCUUUACGCUGGAACUCUUGGAUACGCAGCAGGCACGCGAGACAUUGUUCCCAUGUGGCGAUGCAAAACAAAGCUACCAGUACUUAUUGGAGUUUGCCUUGCUGUGUGGCACCGACUUUAACCGCACAGUACCUGGUAUUGCCGCCAGAGGCGCAUACCGUUGGAUUUCUCAUUAUGGUACUAUUCGUGCACUUCUACGUGCUGAGACAGGCCGGUUUCGCCCACCGGAUAUGCUCACGCGAGAGGCGUACGAGGCGGAGUUGGACGAGGCACGCGCCGUGUUUGCGCAAAAACCAGAUGUGCGUGUCACCGCCUUAUCAUUAGGCUUGACCCAGGCACAGCCCACGCCGGAUUCUCUGCAUACGCAAACGGAAGUCCCGAAGUGGGCUGCAUUUUUGAACCGUACCGUCUCGUUCCCGGAGGCCACCUCGCUCACUCCUCUCUCGAUGGACCGCAAAGGACUGGUGGCCUUUCUUCAGGCUCAUCAAGUCCACAUUACAGCGCCCUGGCGCGAAACGUACGAGGUUCCUGAUAUCUCCGCGCAGCCAUCUGCGCUCGUCGAACCGACGUGGGCGACCACAUCACUUGCGGCACAUGCCGCUGCACAAAAGGAAUGA